This is a messenger RNA of Mirounga angustirostris (Northern elephant seal), 4597 nucleotides long. RefSeq names its product solute carrier family 1 member 4 (gene SLC1A4). Gene Ontology annotation, molecular function: symporter activity; L-serine transmembrane transporter activity; L-threonine transmembrane transporter activity. Gene Ontology annotation, biological process: L-serine transport; L-glutamate transmembrane transport. The coding region runs from base 335 to 1933 and encodes 532 amino acids. Gene Ontology annotation, cellular component: plasma membrane. NCBI's taxonomy places the organism in Eukaryota, Metazoa, Chordata, Mammalia, Carnivora, Phocidae. The record is from RefSeq and is a predicted model, not a curated record. The transcript has 8 exons.
GCUCGGGCUGCUCACGGCUCCCUCCCUUCUUCCCAUCUGCGUCCUCUCUCGCGGCUCCCGCGUUGCAUCAUCUCCAGCCUGUGGCCGCUGUGGGAAGGCUGGGCGCGGCGCGAUCCACUCAGGCCGUGGCUCCAGCCUGCUCUCCCGCGUCUCUCCUGGCCCUUUCCCACCUGCUUCUGCACCCACGCCGGGAGCUCCCCGCCCGCCGGCUCCCAGAACCCGCGGAGCGCAACCGGCGGACGUCGCCAGCUCUGCCUGAUCCGUUCAUUGAGAGCCCGGCUUAUCCCAGAGCCAAGUCUCCCGCCUCCUCCAGCUCGGCGCCGCGAGCAGCGCCAUGGAGAAGAGUAGCGAAACCAACGGCUACCUGGACGGCGCCCAGCCGGGGCCUGCAGCAGGGCCUGGCGCGCCCGGGUCCGCGGUGGGACACGCGCGGCGCUGCGCGGGCUUCCUACGGCGGCACGCGCUGGUGCUGUUCACCGUGUCCGGAGUGGUGGCGGGCGCCGGCCUGGGCGCGGCGCUGCGCGGGCUUGGCCUCACCCGCACGCAGGUCGCCUACCUGUCCUUCCCCGGCGAGAUGCUGCUCCGCAUGCUGCGCAUGAUCAUCCUGCCGCUGGUAGUCUGCAGCCUGGUGUCGGGCGCCGCCUCCCUCGACGCCAGUUCUCUCGGGCGCCUGGGCGGCAUCGCCAUCGCCUACUUCGGCCUCACCACGCUUGGCGCCUCGGCGCUCGCUGUCGCUUUGGCGUUCAUCAUCAAGCCUGGGUCUGGCGCGCAGACCCUCCAGUCCAGUGACCUGGGGCUGGAGGAGUCGGGGUCCCCUCCGGUCCCCAAAGAGACAGUGGACUCUUUCCUCGACCUGGCCAGAAACCUGUUUCCCUCAAAUCUUGUGGUUGCCGCUUUCCGUACGUAUGCAACUGAUUAUAGAGAGGUGACCCACAACACGAGCUCUGGAAAUGUAACCCAUGAGAAGAUUCCCAUUGGCACCGAGAUCGAAGGGAUGAACAUUUUAGGAUUGGUCCUCUUUGCCCUAGUGUUAGGAGUGGCCCUAAAGAAACUCGGCUCUGAAGGAGAAGAACUCAUCCGUUUCUUUAAUGCCUUCAAUGAGGCAACAAUGGUGCUGGUGUCGUGGAUUAUGUGGUACGUACCCGUGGGCAUCAUGUUCCUGGUUGGAAGCAAGAUUUUGGAAAUGAAGGACAUCAUCGUGCUGGUGACCAGCCUUGGAAAAUAUAUCUUCACAUCUAUAUUGGGCCAUUUUAUUCAUGGAGGAAUUGUCCUGCCACUUAUUUAUUUUGUUUUCACACGAAAAAACCCAUUCAGCUUCCUCCUGGGCCUCGUCACACCAUUUGCAACAGCGUUUGCCACCUGCUCUAGCUCAGCAACCCUUCCCUCCAUGAUGAAGUGCAUUGAGGAGAACAACGGUGUGGACAAGAGGGUCAGCAGGUUCAUCCUCCCCAUUGGGGCCACUGUGAACAUGGACGGGGCAGCCAUCUUCCAGUGUGUGGCCGCGGUGUUCAUUGCCCAGCUCAACAACAUCGAGCUCAAAGCAGGACAGAUUUUCACGAUUCUAGUGACAGCCACAGCAUCCAGUGUCGGCGCGGCCGGCGUGCCAGCUGGAGGGGUCCUCACCAUCGCCAUUAUCCUGGAGGCCAUCGGGCUGCCCACUCAUGACCUUUCUCUGAUCCUGGCUGUGGACUGGAUUGUGGACCGCACCACCACGGUGGUCAACGUGGAAGGGGACGCGCUGGGUGCGGGCAUCCUCCACCACCUCAACCAGAAGACCAUGAAGAAAGGGGAGCAGGAGCUGAGCGAAGUGAAGGUGGAGGCCGUCCCCAACUGCAAAUCGGAGGAGGAGACGUCGCCCCUGGUGACGCACCAGAACCCCGCUGGCCCCGCAGUCAGCGCCCCCGAACUGGAAUCCAAGGAGUCGGUUCUGUGAGGGGGCUGGCUCCGGGCUGGCCCCCCCGGGCGGUAGCGCCCCGCCGUGGGAGGGCGGCUAGCCGGCGUGGGCACCGUGCUCACCGACUCUUAGCCCUAAGCGAUGCUUUGGCCCAGUCACCGGUUCGAGGAUUGCAUCUCCGUGCAGGCAUUGGGCUUCCCAGCAGGAACUGGUUCCCGGAGACCAGGACGCUCUGCCAUAUGGCUUGAUCCAUGCCCAGGUGCAACUGCGUGUGCUUCGGAAGCCCGUCCUGGAGCUGCAGGCUGGGGGCGGUGUGGGCUCCCAGGGACCGGGUGGGUUAGCGCUUGGAACAACGCACAUGUGCCCUUCACUGCGCGCGGGGGCUUUCUGGGCAGACAUAGGGGGCUUACAGUCCUCUGUCACGCUGCCUCGUGAGCCAGAGUAAUUGGAAAAAUUCCCAAAUUCUUACCCUUGGCUGGAAUUCACUGAGCUGCGACCCGAGGUGUUGAGAUUUCGAACUUGGAGGUGUGGCUGGUUCUGAUUCACCAGUUGCUGGUAGGCUUGGAGGCGCUGCACGUGGUCCAGUUAGAAAUACUCCAGAUGGCCUUAGCACUGUGGGGGUCUCUGGUCAAUGGCAUGAAAUAAACAGUUUAAAUGCUGAGGUCAGAGAAAGGGGGGAGGGGUGUAGCCGGCAAGGGUAAGGGAAGCACCCUGUCAGGACAGACACACACGCAGAGGUACACACAGUCGUCCUCAGUCUCGUCCCAGCCCCACGGAAGUUUUCUGCUUCCAGGACCUGGCCUCUGACAACACUGUAGCUUUAUCCCCAUCCACUCUGAUCUGAUCUGGCAACAGGCCCGAGAGGGGCCUCUUCCUCCAUGAUCAUCACUUUCAGGACCUGCUGGUUUAUCAAUCCAUUCUUAGAAUUCACCUAGCCCCCUAAAAUGCUGCACUGUGCAAAACAAAAACAAAAAUGAAAACACAUAAAGCCACUCACUAAUUGGGGUGGGGUGGGCUGCCCCCAUUCCCAAGUCCCCAGGUCCCCUGGCUUUGGCUGAUUGCUGUGGGCUCGGUUUCUUUUCCUGCCAGUAGAUCAAGAGUUUAAAACUGUAAGCCAAAUGUCCCCGUUCCUGCAGAUACCUGCUGACUUGGUCUGAAUCUAGGUGAGGGGGCAUUUUCAAGAAGACCGGUGUUGCCAGGACAGGAAGACCAAAAGGCACAAGAAUGCUCUUUCACUGUGGCUGUUACUGUCUCCAUGGUGUGACCUGCAGCGAGUCCUGGGCCUCACUUUACCCCAUUUGUAGAAUGGGCUGUUGUCACCUGCCUCUUACCUACCUCAGAGGGAUUUGGUGAGGCAAACUGAGUGAAUCCAUGAAAACACCCCUUUCACUUCUUGGAUAUCAAGUGCUAACACCCCUUUGCUAUUCUUAUGUUUUACCCAAAUGAUACCUUUCUUCACGGAGGCCUCAUGCUCCCGGUAAAGACAGCUUCUCUGAGCAGAACUUGGUUCUCUGGGUGCGUUACCAACUCGGUCUUGCCACUUGUUCUCUUUGUAGGUGUUUGCUAGCUUCAAGUGCGACCUCUUCCUGAUGUUGGUCAGGUGUUCCUGAAUGACCACCCCAUCUUGCAGCACAUUCCGGGUCCCUGGCUUCCCUGUGACUCCCAGACCCCAGGCACCGGCUCAGCCACCCCACAAUGGGCCAUUAACAGCUCCUGGUGUUUGGCCUCGUGUGUUUUCUCGUUUUCCCUGUUGCUGUGGCAUGGCUGUCCCCCAUACCCUGCAGAGGGGGAAGACGCCCUGGAGAUGUGUGUCCGUGCUGUUGAGAAUGGGCAGGCGGGGACAGAGGCAGUCAAGCUCCUCCGUUUUAAAAUUGGGGGUGUGUGCCUGAGUGGAAGGAGUGGGGAAGAGCCAUGGGCACAGAGCUGGCCCGGCCAGUGGGAAGGCCCCUCUUUAAACCAGCCAAGCCGCUCCCAUCCCCUGUGAGGCCAAGAGGGACCAGGAACUGAGCUGAGAGCUGCCUGGAAACCUUGACCCUCUGGCUCCUCGCUGAUCCCCUUCUAUUUUGAAAGGGGAAACAAUCACAUUGUUUGAUCCCAAAUUGCAAAUGAACAUUCACUACUUUUCCGCCUUCGCCUUUGGUAGAUCUUAUCCUUCCUUCUUCCACACACACAUAUAUAGAUAUGGUUCUAUAUGCACACAAAUGCGUGUAUGCAUGUGUGUAUCCACAUUGUUUUAGCUCCAAUCCAAGCAAGUUUGAAUUUGGAUAGAGGUGAACUAACCACAGUUUGUGGCUUCUGCAAAUUGAUUUUCCUGUGUCUAAAAGUAAAGUCCACGAAACGUAAAAAUUAGAGCUGCCCAUCCAGUGAGCGUGCCUCCUCUGUCCUGAAGCCGGCAAGGCGGUAGGCAGAGUGCCGGGGCCUGGGGCAGGUGCUUCUGUAAGGAAUCCGCCACGAUGGCUCCCCUUGCCCUGGGAGGAAGAAGGUGCCCUGUGCCUCCCUGGUUUUCAGUCUGUAGGAGCAAUCAGACCAGGAGGGACCCGGCUGGGGAAUAUCCCACUUUCUCACUGUCUGAAGCUGUCUUCCCCGCUCUUCUAACGUGUUGUCAUAAAUACUGUUCCAAUACUGUUCAUCUCUUUUUUGUGUGCGUGACAUUUGCCUUAAAACAUAGCAGUCCUCAAAAUGAAUACAAUAUUUCUACUAGGA